AUGGGCAGCGUCGGCGGCGAUGGCCUUGCGGUUGAGAGCCAGGGGGGAGAAAAACCAUCCGGCCACCGCAGGAUGGCGGGGGCACCGUUGCGGGCGAUGAGGGUGGCGUGCGGGGGUCUCAUAAACGACCAUAAAAACACACACGGGGAUGUGCCGCGGCCGCUGCCAUCCGCACCACCAAGGUGGAACAACCCCCACCAGCCUACCUUCAGCAGGGGGGGGGCAUUUUCGGCCAGGUACCCCCAGCGGGCUUCCAGGGAUUUCCAGCUGCGCCAGAGCCACUCCUGGAGGAAAAAAUACUCCCUUGUCAACCGGCCGUCGGGAUCGACAGGCGACGUUGGAAGCGGUGGAAGUGCCAGCACUUCUUGGGCUUUUGGAAGCCAUGGGGACAGCCCGGCACCUGAGCCACCAGAAUCGUCCCCGGAGAGACACGUGGACUUAACCACAGAUGCGGUUGCUGCUCCAGGUGACAGUAAAACCGUGCAGAAAUCUCCGUAUGCAAGCCAAAAUGAAGAGAGAAGACCCUCUCUAUCUGUUUCAUUUAGUUCAUCUCACCGGUUCGUGAGUUCAGCAUACGUGAGUGUGUUGGAUAAGCCUAGAACGGUGCAUCUGUCCGGUGACGUGGCUGGGAGCUCCCCUGCCUCCUGCGAAAGCACCAGUGAAAGCGCUGUGACGCUGAAAUCGGAGCCGCAGCAGCCUUCGGUGUUGCCAGAUCGUGAGCCGGCUCGGCACUUGGUACGGAGAAAGGUGGAACCGCCAGCUCCAGGGCAGUUUAGUUGUGAGCAAGGCAGGGAUGCUUUCAGAGAGCCGAAGCUCCUUGGAAAUGGCGAGACGUGCUCGAGACCUGCUCAGGCUGAGACUUUGGUAGUUGGGAUGACUUCAGUGAAGAGCAGGUUUUCCAUAGUCCCCAAAGCUGCCGGUCUCCAAAGACCUGCUUCGACAGCCAUCUCUAGCAAAGCUCCAAAGUUCAGGAAAACUAAUUACACGUGGGUCGCAAACCCUGGUAAAUGCUCUCGUGCUGUGAAGAGAUGGGUCAGCCCUAGAGCUUCUGAAAGUGCUAAGAAGGUCGCUGGUGGAGCAGACAGAGGUGCUAAACUAUCACCAAAAGCAGACUUGGGAGCAAAGCUGAAGAAAUCAGGACUGCAGUCCAAACUGGGUGUUUCUCCCAGCAAGUAUAAGUGGAAAGCCUCCAGCCUCCAGACCUCGCCCUCCACCUCCAAGUCAGCAUUCAGGUGGCGAUCUGAGGAUCAGAAAAAGCCACCAGCUCCCAACCUCCCUCGAGCUGGUGCUGCCCCACCACCUCCGAGCACUGCUUCUGCUGGUCUCGGCGGGGUGAAGUCCACCUUUGGUGAUGCUGCACUGUCCAGUUAUAAAGUGAAGAGUCGGACAAAAAUCAUCAAGAGAAAAGGAAGCUCGGGCUCCCCGACAGAUAAGAAGAACAGUUCCUCACCCACCACACCUCUGAAAAGUCACUUCCAUCUCAGGAAGAAAAACUCCUCGCGGGGGAAACCUUCUGCGAUGCUGAAACGCUCCUCGCCCAAGGGCCUGGUGCAGAUCACCAAGCACAGGCUCUGCAGGCUGCCGGCCACCAGGAUGCAGAUCUCCACCAAGGAAGGAACCAGCUUGCACUUUGUCAGGAGCCCCCCAGCCAACAAGGUGAUAAAGACGCGCUACAGGAUAGUGAAGAAGAAUGUGGUGUCUCCAGCUUUAUCAUCCUUCAGCAGCCCCGUUCCCAACUGGAAGACGAGGCGCCCCGUGACGUCCAGAUCCCCACUAUUAAACCAAAUGCGCCCGUCGCCUCAAGGUGGGAAAUCCCAGCACGUGCAACAGAGAUGGAGGAGCAAAGGCUAUCGCUGCAUCGGCGGGGUCAUGUACCGAGUGUCGGCGAAUAAACUCUCCAAGACAUCCAGCACGCCCAGCCGGGGCAGAGACCUGAGCACCAAGAGCCCUGGUAGAGCAGCAAAGUUGCACUGUACGCCCAGUCCUGGCUCCUCGCCCUCCGGCUGCCUGAACAGAUCAUCCACGAGCCGAUACAUCGCCAGCCGUGCUGUUCAGCGAAGUUUGGCCAUCAUUCGUCAAGCCAAGCAGAAGAAAAAGAAGAAGGAAUACUGUAUGUACUACAACCGCUUCGGCAAGUGUAAUCGUGGGGAGAGCUGCCCCUACAUCCAUGAUCCAGAAAAGGUGGCCGUCUGUACCAGGUUUCUCCGUGGCACAUGCAAGAAGACAGAUGGGACCUGUCCAUUUUCCCACAAGGUGUCCAAAGAUAAGAUGCCGGUGUGCUCCUACUUCUUGAAGGGGAUCUGCAGCAACAGCAACUGCCCCUACAGCCACGUCUACGUGUCCAGGAAGGCAGAAGUGUGCCAGGAUUUUCUCAAAGGCUAUUGCCCCAUGGGAGAAAAGUGCAAGAAGAAGCACACACUGGUUUGCCCCGACUUUGCCAAGAAAGGUGUCUGCCCCAGGGGGGCCCGGUGCAAGCUGCUGCACCCACAGAAGAAGCGCCACCCAAGAGAGGCAGAAGAUGGGGACCGCAGCGAACCCCCCUCCAAGUGGAGAUGGGUCCGGGAGGAGACGGGCAGGAAUGAUCCAGCUCAGCUCCACGAUGAUGGGGAAAUGCCUGGACCCUCCAGCGCGGAGCAAGAGAUGAAAUUUGGGAAAGAGGCGGACACCUCAACCACCAGCUGGCUGCAAAAGCUGCCGUCCUUCAUCUCCCUCCAGUCCUCAGCAUCCCCCGGUGACCAGGGCUGCAAAGUGGAGAAGGACGAGGAAGAGUCGGAGGACGAGCCAGGUAGGAAGCACUUGCUCUCCAUAGGUUUUGGUGGGAUCAGUGUUCCUGGUGAGUUGCCAAACCAGUUACGCUGGGAGCUCAAACUGGGAUGGCAACUGGGAUUUGCAUCUCUGGUCACACAGGGACACGAGCCCCUGGCUCUGCUCCCGAAACCACGCGGUAGGAUUUUGUCCCCAUCUUUUUGUCAUCGGCUCCUUCUUCCUUAUUCUACAAAUGAUCUGAUGAUAAAUCCAGUCUCGUUCCUGUGAUGGAGCCGCAGCGGUCCCUAGUGGGAGGGUGCUUCAUCGCUGGGUCCGCAGAAAGACCCUCUGGACCGUCUUAAGACCUCUGGGCCGUCUCAGGACCUCUGGACCAUCUCUGGAUCUCUGGGCCCUCUCAGAACCUCUGGACCACCUCAGGACCUCUGAACCACCUCAGGAUGUCUGGGCCAUCUCCGGAUCUCUGGACCACCUCAGGACCUCUGGGCCAUCUCAGGACCUCUGGGCCACCUCAGGACCUCUGGACCACCUAAGGACCUCUGGGCCAUCUCCGGAUCUCUGGACCACCUCAGGACCUCUGGACCACCUCAGGACAUCUGGGCCAUCUCAGGACCUCUGGACCAUCUCUGGAUCUCUGGACCACCUCAGGACGUCUGGGCCAUCUCAGGACCUCUGGACCACCUCAGGACAUCUGGGCCAUCUCAGGACCUCUGGACCAUCUCUGGAUCUCUGGACCA
This is a messenger RNA of Egretta garzetta (little egret), 3500 nucleotides long. RefSeq names its product zinc finger CCCH-type containing 3 (gene ZC3H3). Gene Ontology annotation, cellular component: nucleus. Gene Ontology annotation, molecular function: metal ion binding. The transcript has 12 exons. The record is from RefSeq and is a predicted model, not a curated record. Lineage: Eukaryota; Metazoa; Chordata; Aves; Pelecaniformes; Ardeidae. The coding region runs from base 1 to 3033 and encodes 1010 amino acids.